GAGAGAGAGAGAAGCUUUGCUGAAUGGGGAAAAUUAGGAAUUGCUCAGUUUUAGGUAAGUGGUCACUGGGAACCAAGAGUAAAGCACUUUCUACAGCCAAGGAACCUUUUUCUACCUUAAAGAAUAUGUCUCCAAAACUGUGACAUUAGAAUGGUGAUGCUUCAUUUCUUUUUCUUUAAAAAAACACGUAUAAGUAAAGAGAUUUCUUUAAGGAUUUCUAAAAUUAAGUGUAAAUGAACUUUUUAAAAAACCUUACUGAAGAUUGGAUUGCAAUUGCUUUGCAGAUGCACUGAAUUUAGAAUAUAUUUCAACUCAGAAGAGAUGUUGUUGGACGUUUCCUAAUCAGUUCUUCUUGGGUCAAAGAUGGGAAUUCAAAGAAAAACUCUUAAACAGCAAACGGCAUCCCUCUAAAACUGAGUAUGGGCAGAACAAUCCAAGUCCUGGGAUCAUAACCACCCACAGUACAUAUCUUCAGAGGUUAACUUGAAACAGACUUUCCCAUCAGUGCUCUUUAAUCUGCAUUGCGUGUCAACGUGUCCUUCACCUCCCCAUCAUGCCAACCGUACCUGAAGAUGUUAGGCAGCCAACUGAGACACAGCAUUCAAAUUCGCCCUCUCUUGUCAAAGAGACCUCUGCUGAAACAGCUACAUGCAACACACCUUCAAUAAUUCUUCCGGAAUGUGCCGUUAGACCAGUUACAGAAAGAGACACAAAUGUACCUCUCAGGCCUGUUAGCCCUCAUCUGCGACAUUCUAACAGAAAUGCUAGAAAAUCAGGGAGCUCUUUGACUUCUGUAGAUAAUGAAGGUCAUGUAAUUGAUCUCCUACAUGACCAACUGCCAGAUAUACAAAUAUCUGAUGAAGAUAAAAAGAAGAACUUUGAACUAUUAGAAGAAGCAAAGAAGGUGAGUGAGAGGUUCCUCACACGUAGAGGAAGAAAAUCAAGAAGCAGCCUUUCAGAAUCACCCACAGCUUUAUCCCCAUCACUAAGCCCCAGUGUUUCACCUGCUUCAUCUCGGAGCAACUCGUUAACUCUUCCAGAUCCAACAGAUUCUGAUAUAUGCACGUCAAGUGUUGAGUCGGUGUCUCCAUUGCAGAAUCCCACAAAAGGAAUGCCUAAUCAAAAGGAGAAUGAACAAAGAAAAGAUUCUCAGGGAAGAAUGGUUCCUCACAUAACUGGUUUGGAAAGUCCAAAGGAGAAGGUGUCUGAACAAAAGGAGAACUUUGAUCCAUAUAAACAUAAAGAUAAUCUGCCUCAAUUCUGCACUUCAGAUUCCAACACUGGCAAAAUAUCUCUUAGUAGCAGCAAGAACUUCUAUGAAACUGAAUUAGGGAAAGAAUUCCCUAAAAAAAUUAAAGGAAACGACUUUUCUUUCAAAGGUCAUUUACCUGGACCAGGAAUGAUUGCACCAGGCCCGAAGUUAAAGGGCUCAGCACCACUACUGAAGGAUUCCAAAGUUUCUAAUAAAACUGAAUUUAAUGCAUCUAGUAACCGCUCUCCUCUACUACGAGCUAUGUCAUGGGAUCAUCCUGAACCAUGUAAUGUAGAAAAAGCACCUUUCAGACCAUCUGAAGGUAUUAAAAACUCUGCUGGUAAUAUAGCAGCUGGUAAUAUAGUAACUAAGCUUCCACCAUUCAAAGACCUUCACAUACAAGUUCAGCCAAUUCGAAUGCAGAAACUGACAAAGCUCAGAGAGGAACAUAUAUUAAUGAGAAAUCAAAAUUUAGCUGGACUUAAACUUCCUGAUCUAAGUGAAGCUGCUGAACAGGAAAGAGGGUCUUCACCAAUCCCUUUCUUAGUGGAGGAGGAGGAGUCAAAGAAUAGAUGUGAUGCCAUGCCCAACAUUCCUGACAUACUUUUACGAAAGCUUGGUGUACAAACACCAUUUUCAGGAAGUGCUCCACCACUUACUGAACGAGAGGUUGAGAAUGUUUUUGUACAACUUUCAUUGGCAUUCAGAAAUGAUAGCUAUACAUUGGAAUCAAGAAUUAAUCAGGCUGAAAGGGAAAGGAAUCUUGCUGAAGAAAAUACAGAGAAGGAAUUAGACAACUUCAGGGGAGCAGUUACGGAAAAACGUAUGUCAAAGGCCACUGAAGUUAUGAUGCAGUAUGUAGAGAAUUUAAAAAGAACAUAUGAAAAGGACCAUGCUGAGCUCAUGGAGUAUAAGAAACUUGCUAAUCAGAAUUCUAGCAGAAGCUAUGGUUCUCCAGAUGAUGGUGUACCUCGGACAUCAAGAUCCAUGUCUCUUUCUAUUGGAAAGUUGCCUCGAAGGAGAGUCAGUGUUGCUGUUGUUUCAAAGUUUGAGCUCCCAGGCCAGUCACCUAGCCAGUCACCUAUACCCUUGGUGUCAUCUACCCUGUCUGAAUCAUCAAAUGGAAGAAGCAAUUUGACAUCAACUCCAGUCUUACCUGUAGUUACAGAGAAUGGAAAACCAAACAGCGACCUGGAUUGUGAACACCGUCCUUCAGCAUCAACAGAAACUAGCUUGGAAGAGAUCAGCCCAGAAGCAAAAGCCAAAAUAGAAGAGGAAGCUUAUAACAAAGG
Molecule: messenger RNA, 2544 nt
Organism: Thamnophis sirtalis
Lineage: Eukaryota; Metazoa; Chordata; Lepidosauria; Squamata; Natricidae
Source: RefSeq, a predicted model, not a curated record